AUGAGAAAAUUCAAUAUCAUGCCUAAACCAUUUGUUUCUAUCUCCAUAAUCGUCAAUGCCAGUCUGGGUUUUGGCUCUUUUGUGGGUUUGCUUUUGAUUUUCUUUUCUGCUUCUGUUGGCUUUGUAUUGAUUGGGAAUUUGAUUUUUGAGAGGUUUUAUUUAUGCUAGAGAGAUCGACUACACUGGUUUGAAAUGAUUGAUGCUGUUAGCAGAACCUAGGUUCUUUUGAAAAGCUAAAUAUAAUUAAUUGCGAAUCCUUUAGUUAAUCGGUUUUCAAAUGAAUUCGGGGCUUUCAGUUUUCCCAAGCUUUACUCGAUGUGAAUUACAUCUGGGUUUUCAUUCCAUUAUUUGUCGAUAAGUUAUUAAGUAAUGGAAGUAAGGAAGUUUUUGCUUUGAAUGAAAAUACACGAUUGCCAAAGAAGUGUGAUGUGGAAUCUAGUAUUCAAGCCGUAGGGGAAAGUCUAUAUAUGUUUCUCUGUAUGAUUGAUCUUCUGCUAUUAAUGUUCCUUCAUAUGAGCAACAUUUGAAGGUUAGCAACAAUGCCUUUUUUUCAAUGUUUGUACUGUUUCGUAUUGGCAUUCAGGCUUUAAAAUCUAACCAUAGUGCCACACUAGAUUGGCACAUGACUAGCGUUCAUGUACAGAUGAUGUAUCAAAAUUGGAUGCAAGACUAUAGCAAAGAGGCCCCCCAUGGCUUUAGUCAAUCGUAUGAUUAAAUGGCAACUGAACAAGGAUGUACAAACUUGAUUAGAAUCGGCACUGGCUUGACAGGAUGCCAUAGUGCUUCAUCUAACCGCAGUUGUUUUAUAGUUCAUCGUAUGGGAUUUUUUUUACUGUUCAGUUCCGGAGACGAUCUUGGUGAUCCACUAAUCUAAGGAGGAAGUUUGAGCUCGAGUUUGCGCUGUGCAAUUCGAGGAGACGCUAGAAAUUGUUAUAAUAAGAUACGGAAAGUUUGUAAAGAAGAGCACUCGGCAGCCAAAGUCCGUCGACUGUUUCGUCCAGUUUCUAUUCGCAGAAUUCAAACCCUAAAGAUGCUUAUAGAAGAAGUAAAAGAAGCAACAGCCACGGAAGAAGAGCACAAUGUGAAGUCCCAAAAACCCUCGCCGUCGUCGUCCGCCCACAAAGAUUCGUCCGAUGGCUUCGAAACUGCCAGCGACGGCGAGUUGGGACCCACCGACAGCGACGAUGAAUCCCAACACCACCUCCAUCUCCAAGAGGAGCCGCAAAAUCUCUCUGCGGCCGAUCAACAGAAAUCACUCGAGCAAGCAAAUGAGGUUAAAUUGCAAGGCAAUGGACUGUUUGGGAAUGGGCAAUAUGAAGAGGCAUUGUCGCAGUAUGAACUUGCUUUACAACUUGCGCCUGACAUGCCUUCAUCUGUGGAAUUACGUUCCAUAUGUCAUUCAAACCGUGCCAUAUGCUUCUCGAAACUGGGAAAGUACGAAGAUGCAGUUAAGGAAUGCACAAAAGCAGUGGAACUAAAUCCUUCAUAUUUGAAAGCACUGAUUAGAAGAGCUGAAGCUCACGAAAAGCUAGAACACUUCGAAGAGGCUAUUACUGAUAUGAAAAAGAUAUUAGAACUUGAUCCUUCAAAUGACCAAGCCAGGAAGGCCAUUCGACGCUUGGAGCCACUUGCUGAAGCAAAGAGAGAAAAGAUGAAAGAGGAGAUGAUUGGGAAGUUGAAAGAUAUGGGCAACUCUUUGUUGGGCCGAUUUGGAAUGAGUGUGGACAACUUCAAAGCCGUUAAAGAUCCUAACACCGGAUCAUAUUCUAUUUCAUUCCAACGUUAAACAUGGUGAAAUUGUUGAUAGUAUUUUCCCCUUUUCAUGUAUUUGGACAAUUCUAUAUGUGAAUCUCGUUGGUAGUUGAUGAGAGUUUAUUAUAUUUGAUCAUGUUAUUCUUGGUGGUUUAUUGUCAACUCCCAUCAUUUACAUAGACUGUUGUCCUUCUCAUUGUUGCUUUCCAAAAUGCAGUGUGUUUAUAGUUAUCAUAUUGAAAC
Molecule: messenger RNA, 1995 nt
Organism: Fragaria vesca subsp. vesca
Lineage: Eukaryota; Viridiplantae; Streptophyta; Magnoliopsida; Rosales; Rosaceae
Product: tetratricopeptide repeat protein 1-like
Exons: 7
Coding region: 1031-1786 (251 amino acids)
Molecular function (GO): protein binding
Source: RefSeq, a predicted model, not a curated record